AUGUCCAAGGCUACAGAAGAAAGGAAGGUUUAUAAAAGUAUAUUGAAAAAGUCUAGUGAUCAGGUACCUCAGAAGAGCUUCCAGUGGGAUGAAUCAAAUAUUCUAGCUACUUAUCAUCCCGCAGAUAAGACGUAUGGUCAUAUGAAAAUUGAAGAACCGAAAACACCUUACGUUUUUGAUCCUGAGGACGGUUCUGCCGUCACUUCUGGACCCUUAUUUACUGCAGAAGAUUUAGCUGCCAGGCUUUCUGCGGCUUCAAAGGAUCCCGACCAGCAGUUACCAAGUGCCACAAAAGUUGACCAGGAGGAAGAUGAACAUCAAAGAAAAUUUCGUGAAAAACGAAAGCAACAUUACAACGAAUUUUUGGCUGUAAAGCUAGCUAAAGAAAGUUUACAAAAUGAUGAUGAAAAAGGGGAAAAUAUUGAAAAGGAAGAUGAAGAAGUUGAACAUAAUGUUGAGCAGGCGAUGAUUAAUGCACGGUUAAAUGCUGAAAUUUCCCGUUUAAGUCGAAACACAGCAGCCUAUCUGUAG
Schistosoma guineensis is the source of this 531-nucleotide messenger RNA. The record is from the annotation of a GenBank genome assembly. Lineage: Eukaryota; Metazoa; Platyhelminthes; Trematoda; Strigeidida; Schistosomatidae.